GAACAUCAUCACUUGUAUAGAUUAAUAUCCAAGUAAAAUUUGUGGUACUAAUUUUUUUUUUUUUUUAACUAUUUAUUUUUUUUCUUCUAAUAUCAUAAAGGUUAUUAUAAUGAACAUGGUUAUUAUAAGAAAUGUUGCUCUAGUUUCUCUCAUUUUAUUGUUUCAUGGUCUUGAAAUAUAUGCAAGGCCAGCAACAUUUCAACAAGACUUUAAAGUUACAUGGGCUGACUCUCAUUUGAAGCUUGUUGAAGGAGGCAGGGCCAUUCAACUUAUUCUUGAUAAAAAUUCAGGGUGUGGAUUUGCGUCCAAGUACAAAUACAUUUAUGGACGAAUUAGCAUGAAGAUCAAGCUUGUUGCUGGUGACUCUGCAGGAACUGUGACUGCAUUUUACAUGAACUCGGACACAGACACCAUACGUGACGAGUUGGAUUUCGAGUUCUUAGGAAAUCGAACAGGACACCCGUACACGGUUCAAACAAACAUAUUUGCUCAUGGCAAGGGUAACAGAGAACAAAGGGUUAAUCUUUGGUUUGAUCCUUCUGCUGAUUAUCAUACUUACUCCAUUCUAUGGAACCAUAAACAAAUUGUGUUUUCUGUGGAUGAAGUACCCAUUAGAGUGUACAAAAACAAUGAAGCAAAGGGAAUUCCAUACCCAAAAUCCCAACCAAUGGGUGUGUUUUCAACAUUAUGGGAAGCCGAUGAUUGGGCGACACGUGGUGGAUUAGAAAAAAUUGAUUGGAGGAAAGCUCCAUUUUUUGCUUAUUACAAGGAUUUUGAUAUUGAGGGUUGUGUUGUACCCGGACCAACUACUUGUGCUUCGAAUCUUAUUAAUCGGUGGGAAAGACCUCCAUACCAAACACUAAACCCUACUCAAGCACAAAGAUAUCAAUGGGUUCGUUCGAAUCAUUUGAUUUAUGAUUAUUGUACGGAUAAAUCGCGUUAUCCAGUUCCUCCUUUAGAAUGUCAUGUCUAAUUUGUGUGCGUACACAUAUAUGAGGGCACAUACUUAUAAUGGAGUGCAUAGUACGCUCAUGAGAUAUAUGCAAGUUGAACAUUAGUCAAUUAUGUACGUGAGUGAUGUAUUUUAUUGUACCAUAAGUCUAUAACUGAUGCCAGUGAUCAAUUAUUUGAUUACAAGUUAUUCAAAUAAGUUUGUUCUCCAACGA
Messenger RNA from Chenopodium quinoa (quinoa), 1166 nucleotides. Its product is annotated as probable xyloglucan endotransglucosylase/hydrolase protein 6. The record is from RefSeq and is a predicted model, not a curated record. Gene Ontology annotation, cellular component: apoplast; cell wall. Gene Ontology annotation, biological process: cell wall biogenesis; xyloglucan metabolic process. Gene Ontology annotation, molecular function: hydrolase activity, hydrolyzing O-glycosyl compounds; xyloglucan:xyloglucosyl transferase activity. NCBI's taxonomy places the organism in Eukaryota, Viridiplantae, Streptophyta, Magnoliopsida, Caryophyllales, Amaranthaceae. The coding region runs from base 110 to 973 and encodes 287 amino acids. The transcript is spliced from 4 exons.